Macroventuria anomochaeta is the source of this 825-nucleotide messenger RNA. RefSeq lists its product as uncharacterized. The record is from RefSeq and is a predicted model, not a curated record. NCBI's taxonomy places the organism in Eukaryota, Fungi, Ascomycota, Dothideomycetes, Pleosporales, Didymellaceae. The annotation marks the transcript as partial. The transcript has a single exon.
AUGUCUCUCGCCCGCGCCAUGACCAAGCGCAUGAAGCGCACCGCAGCGCCCGAAGAAACCAUGCCCUCUCGCAGCAAGAGCGUCAAGAACGCAACUCUGCAAAUCAACCGCCCUCAGAUCUCGCUCCCCGUUGCCCUGCUCUCAACAACAAACACGCUCGUCUACGACGCCCCAGAUCUGGCCAGCAUGGACUUGGCCGCCAUGCGCGCCACCUCCUCCUCCACAUCCACCCGCUCCUCCGCCGACGACUCCGACCACAGCAUCUCCGGGCGUUCGCGCGCCUCCUCCCAAGGCUCCCGCGACACCCUGACGGACGCCUCGUCCGUGGAAUCCUCGCCCACCUCGCCCGCUCCCAACCAUCUUUCCGGCUACUUCCCCGCGCCUAACGGCAAGACACUGCGCAAAUCCGCGAGCACCAACUCCCUCAGCCAGGUCAAGGAGAACCCCACUGAACCUAGCGAGCCGGUCCCUGCGAUCCCCCAGCGCGCGCUGUCCCACAGUAAGCGCGCACAUGUGCAACUCGCGCAGAAGCGGAGCAUGCAGAACCUGCAAUCGCGGGGGAACAGCAUCAGCUCGCGCGGCAGCCUCGGAUCUCUUCGCGAGCAGCGCAGUUCCAUGGAUAUGUUCAACAUCGCGACAGUCUCUGAGGAGGCGGAGGCGCAUCCGUUUGGCGCCGAGCUGGAGCAGCUGAACGAGGUUGUUGAGGAGUUUAGCGGUGUUGCGCGGAGCGCUGAGGAAGAGGCGGAUCUGGAGCAGAUGAGGAAGAGAAACCUGGCGACGUUCUGUGCGGCGGAUUAUUUGAGCGUGGUUCAGCCGCUGUUCAAU